This is a messenger RNA of Perkinsus marinus ATCC 50983, 2398 nucleotides long. RefSeq lists its product as hypothetical. The annotation marks the transcript as partial. The record is from RefSeq and is a predicted model, not a curated record. Lineage: Eukaryota; Perkinsozoa; Perkinsida; Perkinsidae. Gene Ontology annotation, molecular function: ATP hydrolysis activity; histone binding; ATP-dependent chromatin remodeler activity. The transcript is spliced from 14 exons. Gene Ontology annotation, cellular component: Swr1 complex.
AUGAAUCCCUGUAGCAACCCCUUGAUCAUCAGGUACCAGCACAUAGGCCUGGACUGGUUGGUCACCUUGCAUGAUCAACGUCUCAAUGGUAUACUAGCUGAUGAGAUGGGACUAGGGAAGACGAUACAAACUAUCGCUAUGCUAGCACAUCUGGCAUGUGCUGAGAAUAUAUGGGGGCCUCAUCUGAUAGUCGUACCAACCUCCGUUCUCCUCAACUGGGAGCUUGAAUUCAAGAAAUGGCUACCCGGUUUUAAAGUUCUAACAUAUUAUGGAAGCCAAAAAGUGAGGAAGUGGAAGAGGAUUGGCUGGUCUAAAGCCAACAGUUUCAACGUAUGUAUAGUUAGCUACAACCUCGUCCUGAAAGAUGCUCAAGCCUUCAAGAGGAUGAGAUGGUAUUAUAUGAUACUGGAUGAGGCACAGCAUAUAAAGGACUUUCGAUCCCAACGAUGGCAGACCUUACUCACCUUUAAUUCCCAGAGGAGGCUUUUACUCACUGGUACUCCACUACAGAACAGUCUCAUAGAGAUGUGGUCCCUGUUGCAUUUUCUUAUGCCUGAUGUUUUCGCUAGCCAUUCGCAGUUUCAGGAAUGGUUCGCUGAUCCGCUUACGGAUGCCAUUGAAAAGGAUAACUCAGCCGAGGGGCAAAGGGAACUGUUACAUCGGCUCCACAAGGUUAUCAGACCCUUUAUACUCCGGAGACUCAAACGACAAGUUGAAAAACAAAUGCCAAAAAAGUACGAGCAUGUUGUAAAGGUGGAGCUAUCUCGGAGGCAACAAGGGCUGUAUGAGGAGUUCAUGAAUCAGCGUGAUAUAGGACAUGAUGUGGAAAACCUUGAUUGUAAGGGCAUCAUGAAUGUAUUGAUGCAAUUACGGAAAGUCUGUAAUCAUCCAGAUCUAUUCGAGACACGUCCCGUACGCUCACCAUUGGCCAUGCUCCCUUUGACGCUGGAGCUACCCGCAACAUUACUGUUGUGGACUAAUACGCCUUAUAAUAAGGAUUACUCCCAAUAUACCACCUAUGGCUCUCUGUGUUUACCCCUUCUAGAGGUGCGGGGAGACUCUCGUCGUAGGGCGGUCUGGUCUGCUAUGCUUGCUGUAAAGGGUACUCAACUGGGUGAUGGUAAAGGGCAAGGGAAGCAGUAUCGGUGCUUCUUGGACUACGCUAGGGACAAGUUGGAGAUGACUCCUAUAGGACAGACGAGGAGAUGGUUGGAAGACGCCUACAUACUCGAAGAGCGGCUGAAGCAUGAGGGACGGCACCGAGCAGAUGUGGUAUAUGAUGCUGCCACCGCCUUCGUUGUGAACCCGAUGUAUGGCAUUGACUGUAUACGUACAUGUUAUAUCCAACCCAUGUAUUGUAAUGAAGAUGAGCUGACGAGAGCAUUGAAAGCAAUGUGUCUCCGCCCUCAUGAGAGGCUCGAGAAGUAUAGUACCACCUGGCAGGCUUUUUUCCAGUAUGUUGAGACAGCAGUGGCACCACUACCACGAGUCAGUUUCUCGGGUGGUCAUCAACAAUCAGAGAGAAUUAGAAGGAUGCAGCGUAAGAGUGUAUUCACGGGACCAUCAUCCUUAGACCAGGAUUCCCUGGCUUACCAUCACGUUAGGCUUCUUAGACAUUGUCGCUUCCCGGAUAGGGAUAUGAUAGAGAGAGACUGUGGGAAGAUGCGGAAGCUUGGGGAACUUCUUACUACUCUCCGCGAUGGUGGCCACAAGUGUAUUGUCUUCACACAGAUGUCUAAGAUGCUUGACAUAAUCGAAGCCUCUAUGAAUCUUCAUGGCUUCACCUAUGUUAGAUUAGAUGGCAGCACUCCAGUUUUGCGGAGGCAACUAGUCGUAGAAGCAUUCAACAAAUCCCCCAAAAUCUUUGCCUUCAUAGCCUCGACUCGAGCAGGAGGUGUUGGUAUUAAUCUCACAGGUGCCGAUUGCGUGAUAUUCUAUGAUUCCGAUUGGAAUCCUGCUAUGGACCGCCAGGCCAUGGAUCGAUGCCAUCGUAUUGGUCAGACGCGUGAUGUACACAUCUUCAGGUUGUUGUCUCAUCAUACAAUAGAAGAGAACAUCUUCCAUAAGCAACUACAGAAGCGGAUGUUGGAUGAUGUUGUUGUGGAUGAGGGAGCCUUCACAACACAGACCAUUAUCAAAUGGACAGGUGUGGAUGUUGCUGACAUGCUCGAGGGAGUAGCUGAUGACUCUACUUCUACGGCUGAUCUACUCAAAAUGACGUCCAAUGAUAUCCAAGAGGCAAUGGAAGGAGCCGAGGAUGAAGAUGAUGUGAAGGCCCGUGAGAAAUUACUGCAAGAGCAACGUCAAGAAGGUAUCGAUCUCCAGCGGGAUUUUGAGGGCUCCACGAAGGAGCUUGCGUCGUCUGAAUCGCCACCAGCAGUCUCACCGGAUGCAAGCA